AUGCCGUCUACACAAACAACAACAACCACUGAUGCAACAUCAGUAGCAACCACAAGAUUAUCCACAGGUCAUGUUGAAUUAUGCCCACAAAAAAUUCAACAGCUGGCCGCUCAGUCAAGGGGAGAACUUUUAGCACAGUUUGGACAAAAUUGCUACGAAAUCGUUGACUCAGGCGUAUCAUGGUCUCACGCGGAGUCAAUUUGUAAAGGUCAUGGAGGGCACUUGAUACACAUAGCAAACCAGCAGGAACAAGAUUUUAUUUUUGAUUUUCUUGUAAAGCACCAUACGCACACAGUGUGGUUGGGUUUGCAUGAUAGAAACACUGAAGAAAGUUUUGAAUGGACGUCAGGCAAUGCUGUUACGUUCGAAAACUGGAAGCCUGGACGAAAGGAUUAUCGUUAUCACAACUCUGAAGAUUGUGUAUUUAUGACACCAACUACAGUGGAAUGGGACGAUAUACAAUGCGGUGGUGAUAACGGUCUAUCGGAAAUAAAACAGGGAAUUCGCCAUGCGUUCAUAUGUCAAUAUGCCGCAGUUACUCCACCAAAUCCAAUUAAUGCUGGUAACAUUAACCUGUGUCCACAAAGACUUCAUCAACAAGCACAGAGAGACCAUGGCACACUUGCACAGCAUGAUCAAAGUUGUUACGAACUGGUUCCAAAUUCAAAAGUUUCUUGGCAUUAUGCUGAACAAAUUUGUUCUUUUAGAGGUGGACAUCUUGUUUUUAUAACUAGUUCACAAGAACAGAAUUUUAUCCAAAGUUUUAUGAUGAGUCAUUUCCCAGAUCAUUCUGUUUGGAUUGGUCUCACAGAUAGACACACGGAGGGACAGUUCCAUUGGGGAUCAGGUUGA
Ruditapes philippinarum (Manila clam) is the source of this 852-nucleotide messenger RNA. Its product is annotated as C-type mannose receptor 2-like. The coding region runs from base 1 to 852 and encodes 283 amino acids. NCBI's taxonomy places the organism in Eukaryota, Metazoa, Mollusca, Bivalvia, Venerida, Veneridae. The record is from RefSeq and is a predicted model, not a curated record. The transcript has 5 exons.